Messenger RNA from Sparassis crispa, 354 nucleotides. RefSeq lists its product as hypothetical. Bases 1 to 354 code for a protein of 117 amino acids. The transcript has a single exon. The record is from RefSeq and is a predicted model, not a curated record. NCBI's taxonomy places the organism in Eukaryota, Fungi, Basidiomycota, Agaricomycetes, Polyporales, Sparassidaceae.
AUGAAAACCUUCGCCAUUGCCCUUCUUAUUACUGCAGGGGCGCUCUUCCCUGCCAUUCUCCUUCUUUCUUUUUAUUAUGCCAUCACCCGUAUCUGGCCAGCACCACCCCCGCUCGACAUCGAAUUGGAACGCAUUACCAUUCCGGCAUCCAAUCAACUGACUCAUCACAUGCUUGUUCACCCGGCUAUGCCACCUCGUGCUCACAUUCGGCGACACUCACUGCACUUCACCACUCAGCAGUUCGAUGAGUUGGACAACCUUGCAUCUAUGAUGCUGCGUGACAGCGAGAUGGAAGCCGAACAUCCAUUCAAGUCUAAAUCGUGCGACGAGGAACAUUGGGAUGUAGUGGAAUGA